CUCUGGUAAUGUUAGGAGUGGGCAGAUGAGCUGGAAAACAUGAGAAGAAACUAGAAAUAUGGGUGUGUUUGGCGAGUCACUAUCAGUAAUGGAAGGAGAUUCUGUUUUUCUACACACUGAUGUUACUAAAAUACAUGAAAAUGAUGACAUACUGUGGACAUAUGGAGCUGAAAGGCCUCUGAUAGCUAAAAUCAAUAAACUGAAAAAAAUCUUCAACACAUCCACUGGUCCUGAUGGGAGAUUCAGAGACAGACUGAAGCUGAACAAUCAAACUGGAUCUCUGACCAUCACAAACAUCACAACUCAACAUGCUGGACUCUAUGAACUAAUGAUAAGUGGAGUAAAAUCAACAUCAAAAACAUUCAGUGUUUCUGUCUAUGCUCAUCUGCCUGUUCCUGUAAUUAUCAGAGAGUAUUCUCAAAACCAUUCAUCAUCACAGCAGAAUUGUUCAUUGUUGUGUUCAGUGGUGAAUGUGAGUGAUGUGAGUCUCUCCUGGUACAAAGGAAACAGUUUAUUGUCCAGCAUCAGUGUGUCUGAUCUCAGCAUCAGUCUCUCUCUACCUCUGGAGGUGGAAUAUCAGGAUAAAAACACCUACAGCUGUGUGAUCAACAAUCCCAUCAGAAACCAGACCACACAUCUGGACAUCAGUGAACUCUGUCACACAUUUGAAAACUCAGGAUCUCAGUCCGUGCUGAUCUCUGCUGCUACUGCUGCUGGAUUUCUGUUGACUGUAGCUUUAUUUGGGAUCUUCCUGAUCUGCAAGAAACACAGAAAAACUGCUAGAGAAGUUGAGACUUGUACCGAAGAGAUCACUUACACUGAUCAAGUGUUCUACAAAAGAAACGCACAGAAAUGGAAUAUUAAAGAGGAGGAUCGUGUGGAUUAUGCACCCAUCUCCAUAACACAGAGAGAGGCAGAUCCAGCUAUAUGAUCAUUUCACGAGGAACCUCCUGAGACAACCUUAGAGUCCGAGUCUAUGAUUGAGUUUUGGGAUUGGUGAGAAUCAGUACUAAUUGUCCAAUAAAUGUAGCACAAAUUCUGGCCAAAAAACUUUAUGUAAAGACUUUUUAUUUUCAUUUUCAGAGGUGUCUGAAGUGUGAUAUCCAGAGUUGGACUAAUGAAAUAGUCUCCUAAAACUUUCUUCAAGGACUUUUAACAAAUGAUCUAGGGUGUUUUCACACCUGGCCUAUUUGAAGCAUUUCAGAACCUGAUGCUUUUUCUCCCAUAAUUUGGUUUGUUUAGAAAUAUAUGAACAUGGCAGUCAUGUUUGAAAAUAAACUCUG
Labeo rohita (rohu) is the source of this 1283-nucleotide messenger RNA. Its product is annotated as SLAM family member 5-like. NCBI's taxonomy places the organism in Eukaryota, Metazoa, Chordata, Actinopteri, Cypriniformes, Cyprinidae. The coding region runs from base 59 to 931 and encodes 290 amino acids. The record is from RefSeq and is a predicted model, not a curated record. The transcript is spliced from 6 exons.